Molecule: messenger RNA, 753 nt
Organism: Mercenaria mercenaria
Lineage: Eukaryota; Metazoa; Mollusca; Bivalvia; Venerida; Veneridae
Product: L-xylulose reductase-like
Exons: 1
Coding region: 1-753 (250 amino acids)
Biological process (GO): glucose metabolic process; xylulose metabolic process
Molecular function (GO): L-xylulose reductase (NADPH) activity; carbonyl reductase (NADPH) activity
Source: RefSeq, a predicted model, not a curated record
AUGCCUUUCGAUUUUAAUGGCAAGAAAGUUCUUGUUACGGGAGCUGGAGGAGGGAUCGGACGUGCUUUAGCUAUAGCUCUAAAUGAAGCUGGUUGUAAGGUUUAUGCUCUCAGUCGUACCAAGUCUACUCUCGACUCUUUAGUAGCUGAGCAUCCUAAGAUUGUUCCAAUUAUUGCUGACGUAUCCAACUGGAAUGAUACCAGAAGAAAGCUUGAAGAUUUAGAACCGCUCGAUGGUUUGGUCAACAACGCCGGGAUCCUUGAAGAGAUGUGUCCUGCAAUAGAUUGUCCAAAAGACAAUAUCGUUACAGUAUUGAACACUAAUUUGCUGGGCGCAAUAAAUUGUGCACAAGUAGUUGCGAAGAAAAUGAUUGAUUCAAAAGUAAAAGGAUCUAUCGUGAAUAUUUCAAGUGUGGCCGGAAUAGGUGCGUUUCCUACUAACUUGUCGUACAAUGUUUCAAAAGCAGGACUGGACAUGGUAACAAAGCAAUUUGCACUUGAACUUGGACCAUACCAGAUAAGGGUGAACUCAGUCAAUCCUACGCUUGUCAUGACACCCCUAGUUACAAAUCUAAAGGAAGGAUUGGCGUACGAAAAGGUUUUCAAUGCCAGGACACCAAUGAGUAGAGUUGCAAAGGUGGAGGAAAUUGUUGGGCCGAUAUUAUACCUUCUAAGUGACUAUUCAAGUAUGGUUAGCGGUCAGAUGCACCCAGUUGACGGGGGACUGCUGUCCAAUAUAGCAGUCAAAGUAUAA